This is a messenger RNA of Diprion similis, 1835 nucleotides long. RefSeq names its product E3 ubiquitin-protein ligase rififylin. Gene Ontology annotation, biological process: proteasome-mediated ubiquitin-dependent protein catabolic process; negative regulation of extrinsic apoptotic signaling pathway via death domain receptors; protein K48-linked ubiquitination. Gene Ontology annotation, molecular function: ubiquitin protein ligase activity. The transcript is spliced from 7 exons. Gene Ontology annotation, cellular component: cytoplasm; plasma membrane. Bases 372 to 1556 code for a protein of 394 amino acids. Lineage: Eukaryota; Metazoa; Arthropoda; Insecta; Hymenoptera; Diprionidae. The record is from RefSeq and is a predicted model, not a curated record.
CCAAUGUAUGCUCGAUGGGUACAUUCGCAUGCGAUAGCUGUAACGCAUACAUACGUACAUACAUUGUUACAUAGGCGUAUCGUAUUUGAUAUUGACUGUUAAAAUAGCGUUACAAAAUUAAAAAAACAUUAUAUGGUAUGUAUGUACAUGCAUACAUACAGUAUAUCGUAAGUUUAUUGAAGAAAGAAAUGUCACGGUCGAAAUUAUUUACAAGGUAAAUGUUCACGACCUGUGUUGAAUACUCAUACUACACGGAAUUGAAAGCGAGGAACUUUUAUAUGCGUGCAAAUAACGGGCAUUCGAUCAUCAAAGUUAGGACUUUGAUCGUAACCUAGAAUAUUACAAUUCACAUUAGAUGUUCCGUACUUUAUAUGAAGCGAAUCUUCUGGAAAAUGGCUUGUGAAGGGUGUGCUACAAAAUUCAAUUUAUUCAAAAGAAAAAAACAAUGUACUGACUGCUUACGUUACUACUGCACAAAUUGUAUGACAAGAUCCGCGGAUAGGAAAUUAAACUGUGAGAAAUGUCGCCUUUUAUCCCAAAGGCCUGUGAUACGAAGUAAUUUACUCGAAAUGCGAUCCAAAGAUUUGCAUCGCUAUUUAAUGGCCAAGAAAAUUUCAACUCGAGGCUGCGUUGAAAAAGAAGAUUUAGUUAAUCUUAUUAUACAGCAUGCAAACGCGACCGACAGCACCUCAAGCAAUCAGAGAACAGAGUCCAAUCCUGAGGAUAAUCGGUAUAUGCAUAUCUUUCGCGAGUUCGCUUCAACUAUUGGUGCGGCAGACCUGCUCAGCAAUACUUCAAGGCCACAAAGCUUUACAAAUAAUGCACCAACUAAUUCUAGGAUGAAUAGGCCCCAAGAAUAUCCAAGUCAGACUCAAAGAGACAACGAACCUACUUUAAGCAGUUCCUUCAAUCAUUCCAAUUCCGUACCAAAUUCAAGGCCUAGUCCAUCUAAUAGCAAUGAUAGCCAAACUAGACAGAAUCCACAGACGUCAAGUGAGGAGGCAACACCAAUUAUUAGCUGUCCAGAGACAGAAAAUCCAACAUCCUUCGGUGUGCCACCUACAAACAUUGAAAUUGAGGAGCUCUCUGAUAGUGAAAAUAGUCAAGCCAGUGGGCCAGAGCCUCUAAUUACUGAACAUGAUGAAAACGCUGCUGCUGAUCUUGAGAAACGCUCUGAUAUGGUCAAGGAAUUGUAUAGCCACACAGGUGCAGUCAAGUUAUCUGAUAUAACAGACAUAGCUGAACUUGAAGCUUUGAAUGUAAAGCAACUGAAAGACUUGCUGAGUACGAACAGAGUUAAUUACAAAGGCUGUAUCGAGCGAGGUGAAUUAUUGGAAAAAGCUUCAGGACUCUGGCAUCACCAUGUCAAAUCUAGAGAGGACCUGGAAAAAUUACCAUUCAAAGACAUAUGUAAAAUAUGCAUGGAUGCUCCCAUCGAAUGUGUAAUGCUUGAAUGUGGUCAUAUGGCAACAUGCCUCAACUGUGGAAAACAGCUGUCAGAAUGUCCAAUUUGCAGACAGUACGUGAUUCGUGUUGUGCGAACUUUCAUGCCCUGAAAAUGACGUGAUGAAAAGUACUUGCAGUUGACCGUGUCUGCAAUAUUUCUGCAUCAAAUGGAAUUCUAAAUUGGAAAAAUUAUAAAGUAUUUUGCUCAUGGUAAUUAGAUGUAGAAUUUUUGCAAUAAUGUGAGUAUGGUUAUGCUGACUAUAUGAAAUAUGUAUAAUCCUGCCGAUUCAUUGCCAACAAAACGUUGGCUUCUUUUUAGAACAAGUACAAGCACUUUACCAAAUGUAUUGAAUUCAAUUAUCUUAUGCAAAUAUAUUCUUAUAAGCAUA